AUUGUCUGAGCUGAGCAGGUUGCAGUAGACUAGAGUCUGGAAAGGCGCGCACAAAGGCUUCAUUGAGUGCAUGGCGGCGGCGGCGCGCUUCUGCUCUCUUUGACCCUCAGCGCUACUCGAGCCUCAGCUAAAGAACGGAGAGGUGCGCUCCACUAUCACUGGCCGAGAAUGAUUAGGAAAAACCACAAAUAAUUGUUCCUCCCACGUCCGUGAGAUUACACAUCAUCUUUGAAAAGGAAAUGAAACAAUUGUUUUUCUCAUUUAUUAACCUGCGGCUUCUGUUACGAGCUCGAAUGCGCGCGCCUGUUUUUCCUCCGUCCUGACUGGUGAUUUGAACUUGUCCUCGGAUACUUGCUCGGUAAAGUUGGUCGUUUCGAAAGAACGGAAACAUGGAGGAAAGUUUUCUGCAAAAUGUUUUAGGGUUCUACGGUGAAGAGAACUCCCUGUCCGUGGGAAACCUGGAGAAGUUUCUGCAACUCAUAACCAGUCGGCGCGCGGCGUCAGUGGAAGAUGAAGGCAAUCCGCUGAAGAGCGCGGAGUGCUGGUCAAUAUCAGAGCUGCUGUCUGCCUUUGGGUUGAGUAACGCUUCUGCGAUCAGUGUCAGCAAUCUGGAAAUGAUGUGUCCAGCUAUUCUCAAUCAGGUCCUGAUCCCCGCCUGCCCUUACACUUCUUCAAACCUUAAUGAAUCUACAUCAGUAUCUGAUCACAAAGUUUGGGGAUACGGGUUCCUGGCUGUGACAGUGAUUAACUUGGCUGCGUUGCUGGGUUUAUUUCUGGUGCCUUUCACUAAAAAGAAAUAUUUUCCAAAAGUCUUGAUGUACUUCAUUGGACUGGCCAUCGGGACACUGUUUUCAAACGCUGUACUCCAACUUAUCCCAGAGGCUCUUGGAUUAGAUCCCAAAGAUGAUAACUAUGUGCUGAACGUAGUUGGCAUUUUUGGUGGGUUUUACAUUUUGUUCGUCACUGAACGGGUUUUGAAGAUGAUACUGAAAGCAGAUACAGAGCUCGGACACAGUCAUUUCCCUCCACUGCAGUCAUCUGAUGUCACCAUCAGCACCAUCAGCAAUGACGUUGUCAUAAGCAACAUCAGUGGUGACAUUAUUUCAAACAACACUAAUCAUGAACUAAACUCGAUCAGUGAAAAGUCCAACAAUCCAAGUGAGAGUCCAGUAGUUGAACAGAAUGCAUGUGCGUUAUUUGCAUGCCGCUGGCUGAAGGGGUCUGCGAUGUCUAAUAUAAAGACCGUGGCUUGGAUGAUCACUGUCAGUGAUGCUUUGCAUAACUUCAUAGACGGUCUGGCCAUCGGAGCGUCUUUCACACUGUCUCUCCUCAGCGGCUUCAGCACCUCCAUCGCCAUCUUCUGUGAAGAGUUCCCUCAUGAGCUGGGUGAUUUUGUGAUUCUGUUGAACUCUGGCAUGAGUGUUGGUCAGGCUGCGUUUUUUAAUUUGCUGUCUGCGAUGUGCUGUUAUCUCGGGCUGGCAUUGGGCAUCCUGCUGGGCAGUAAUUUUGCUCCAAAUGCUAUCUUUGCCAUUGCUAGUGGAAUGUUUCUCUACAUCUCUCUUGCAGACAUGUUCCCAGAGAUGAACAGUAUCAUGGCAUCACAUACCAAAGACUAUCAGGGAAGAGUCGUUUUCUUCCUCAUCCAAAAUGCUGGACUGCUCACCGGAUUCACUAUAAUUCUGCUUAUUACCCUGUUCGCUGGAGAUAUCAAUCUGGAGUAGAAGGAAAGCCAAGGGAAACAAAGAACAAUUGUUUUCACUUCCAAAAAGACCAAAACCUUCAGACACUAUUUUCUUCCCUAUUUUUUAUAUUAAACUUGUACUGUGUUUGUGAUUGGGAAAAAUGUAACACAAUCAAAUGGUCCUGGAAGAUUGAUUUCUGUAAUGUUUUUUACUGCUGUUGUUGCUCUGCUGUGGCUGUAUGUGUCUGCGAGUUGGCAACAAUAGGUCGCUGUGUGUGCAGGAAUUCCUCAGUACAGCCCGGCACCGAGUCUCUAAGCUGCUUUGUAGAACAAAUGUCAACCUUUUGACUGAGACUGUAUAUCAUGUUUGCAAAGUCCAAGCAUAACACAUGAAGGUAAAGUUGAUUUGUGCCUUCUGCCUUUGAGUCUUUUCUGAAUGCUAUUAUGGGAGGAAGGCUACACUUUAUUUAAGGUGGCAUUCUUACAGUUUAAUUUAAUGUUCAAGUACUGAGAGAAUGUUUUAACAUACUUGUUAUAGGGUUAGAUUUGGUUUAGGGUUAAUUGUAUGGAAAUAUACAUCAUUUAUUGAUUUAGUAUAUACACUGCUCAGCAUAUAUAAGUACACCCCUCACAAAACUAUCUUAUAAAUUCAUAUUUUUAAUAGGAAGCUAUACAAUAUUCUAUUUGUGUAUAUACAUUAGAUUAGUCAGUACUGAAGCAGUAAAUCUGGAGCUUAUCUAAUAAAAUAACUUACAAUAAUGGUCCAAAAACUAAUACACCCAGAUUUAUAUUCAUUCAUUUUCUUUUCGUCUUAGUCCCUUUAUUAAUCCAGGGUCACCACAGCGGAAUGAACGUUUUUACACAGUGGAUGUCCUUCCAGCCGCAACCCAUCUCUGGAAAACAUCCAAACGCACACUCAUGACAAUUUAGCCUAUCCAAUUCACCUGAAACCGGAGCAAUUGGAAGAAAUUCACGUGAACGCAGGGAGAACAUGCAAACUCCACACAGAAACUGACCCAGCCGAGGCUCGACCCAGCGACCUUCUUGCUGUGAGGCAACAGCACUACCUACUGCGCCACUGCGUCACCUCAGAUUUAUAUGUCAUAGCAAAAUAUUAAAUACAAAUUUA
This is a messenger RNA of Danio aesculapii, 2810 nucleotides long. RefSeq names its product solute carrier family 39 member 8 (gene slc39a8). The coding region runs from base 390 to 1721 and encodes 443 amino acids. The record is from RefSeq and is a predicted model, not a curated record. Gene Ontology annotation, cellular component: membrane. The transcript is spliced from 8 exons. Gene Ontology annotation, molecular function: zinc ion transmembrane transporter activity. NCBI's taxonomy places the organism in Eukaryota, Metazoa, Chordata, Actinopteri, Cypriniformes, Danionidae. Gene Ontology annotation, biological process: zinc ion import across plasma membrane; intracellular zinc ion homeostasis.